GAGCGCCCCAAGUGGAACUCUGGUGGAACUGCAACCAGUUCAGAAGCCAGAAGUAUCGAGAGAGUGGAACUUCUUCCCUUAUUAGAAAUUCUUUGAUGGACUCUUCAGAAGAGAAACGCUCCUGAUGAAUGGCGACAUUAUGCCAAAUUUAAAGAGGAAUGCCGACCCCUGCGUGACCAAAGGCUGCAUGUGGCCCAAAACUGGAAGUUACGUCUACGUGCCCAUCACCAUCGGCCCCGAAUACACCACCGCAGAGCGCAACAUCAUCAUUAAUAGCCUGUUGACCUUCCAUCAAACCACCUGCAUUCGCUUUGUCUGGCGUAGUAUGCAACAGGAUUACCUCAGCUUCUUCUCUGGAACUGGGUGUUGGUCCUACGUGGGCCGGCAGGGAGGCGUACAGCAAGUGUCCCUGUUGAAAAACGGUUGUCUGUACACAGCCACGGUGGAGCACGAGGUUCUCCACGCUCUGGGCUACAAUCACGAGCAUGUCCGCUCCGACAGAGACACUUACGUCUCCAUCCUCACCACGAACAUUGAGCCAGGAUUUGAAUCAAACUUCGUGAAGGUGGCAACUAACAACUUGGGUACUCCCUACGACUUCAACUCUGUCAUGCAGUACAGCAAAUACUCCUUCUCCAAAAACGACUUGCCAACCAUCAUCGCUAAAAGCGAUCCUAACCUUGAGUUUGGAGAUGCCACACAAAUGAGCGUCAAUGACAUCACCCGCGUUAAUAAGCUUUACGGAUGCUAAAACCUUACGGAAGUUGUAUCAGCUUGUCAGAAAGACUGAUGGAAGAAAAUGUUGGGGAUAAAUGCAUUUUUCCUGGUGGGGGAUUAUUUACCUUUUUUUAACCAUUAAUGAUUUGAUUUAAAUCAUAUACUCACUUCUUCACUGAUUUUAAAAUAGAAACUUUAAUAUUUGGUUAAAUUUAUUUUUUAAAUGGGAGCCAAGAGGCAAUGAUAUAUUCUUAUUAUUCAUAUACCCCAGGACCCCCAGUGACCUAUAGGUAUGACGCUGAAUGUGUGUAACGCUUGACCCUGAAGUUGAACAGGCUCUUAACACCUAUCCUCACUCAUUUGAUCAUACAUGCACUUGAUGUAUGUGGGUUGCUGUGAGUCCAUCUGCAGAUUAUUGAAUAAACUUACAGAAAGAGUUGAAA
Messenger RNA from Perca flavescens (yellow perch), 1160 nucleotides. Its product is annotated as high choriolytic enzyme 1. The coding region runs from base 125 to 751 and encodes 208 amino acids. The record is from RefSeq and is a predicted model, not a curated record. Gene Ontology annotation, biological process: proteolysis. Gene Ontology annotation, molecular function: metalloendopeptidase activity; zinc ion binding. Lineage: Eukaryota; Metazoa; Chordata; Actinopteri; Perciformes; Percidae. The transcript has 7 exons.